GACCCGUUCCCUAGUCUACUUCCUGAAUUUCCCCCUUCUCCUCUCCGAUUCCACUAACCUAUUGAAUUACACAGAAGAAACCCGUUGAAAAUGUUGAGGCUUAAGAGAUUUAGCUCAGCUGUAUUUCUCAAUUCAAAAAACGUUUUUUCUAGAGAAGAGAAAUUAGUUUCUCCAAUCCAUUUAAGCAAUCCAUGCCGAUUGACCUCCAGUCGCUUCCUCGAUAUUUACCAGCUAGGAAACAAGGAUGCAAUUGAGAAAGAGCGUGCUCGGCUUAAAGAUGAGAUGAACCGGGGUUACUUUGCUGAUAUAAAUGAGUUGAAGCAACAUGGUGGUAAGAUUGCAACUGCAAAUAAGAUAAUCAUUCCAGCAGUGGCAGCUGUGAAGUUUCCUGCGCUGGAAGUGAAUCACUCAGAUGGUUCGAGCCUUAAGCUUCCCAUCGCAUCCAUUGGAAAUGGCGUUGCGGUAAACAAAGCGGAAGCACCAAAGGCAUCAUUGUUGUGUCUUUCAUUUCGUGCAAGCUCACAGGCGAUGGUAGAUUCUUGGAGUAAACCAUUUCUGGAUACAUUCAAAGAUUCCAAUAGAGUUCAGCUGUACGAGAUCUCCUUUAUAGAUUCAUGGUUGUUGACGCUCAGUCCUGUAAAGAAACUACUACUUCGGACUAUGAGGAAAUCUAACCCUGACGAAAGCAAGGAUGUACUGCAUAGACAAAUUGUUUAUUCAUUUGGAGACCAUUACUACUUUCGGAAAGAACUUAAAAUAUUGAAUCUUCUGACUGGGUACACGUUUUUGCUUGACAAAUUUGGUAGAAUACGAUGGCAAGGUUCUGGAUUGGCAACAGAAGAAGAGUUGUCAUCGCUUCUAUCCUGUACUUCUCUACUGCUGGAUGAGGAAUAAAAGUAACAAAAAUUUUGCUAUACAUGUCCAAUUUCAAAUAUCAAAAGGCAUAUGGAGGGAUCUCCUUGUUAAGUAGAUUCAAGCUCCUAAAGUCUACAUAAAUGCUUCAUUUUUUGUACUUCUGUACCCAUUCUGGUUUUGGAGGUUCUGUAAUUUUCUCUAAAAUGAAUUUGAAUGACUUUUUGGUGUUCCUGGACAUUUUGUCUUGAACUGAAUUGCACAAAACAUAUAUGUGGUAGGCAUUUUCUUCAGGGUCAUGUUGAAAUCAUUCUAAAAUUUUCUCUUCCAUUUGCUUUAGCUGACCGACAACCUGGUUAGCUUAUUUAAGGGUUUGACUAUUA
This is a messenger RNA of Nicotiana tabacum (common tobacco), 1235 nucleotides long. RefSeq lists its product as uncharacterized. Gene Ontology annotation, biological process: mitochondrial proton-transporting ATP synthase complex assembly. Gene Ontology annotation, cellular component: mitochondrial inner membrane. NCBI's taxonomy places the organism in Eukaryota, Viridiplantae, Streptophyta, Magnoliopsida, Solanales, Solanaceae. The record is from RefSeq and is a predicted model, not a curated record.